This is a messenger RNA of Cercospora beticola, 987 nucleotides long. The record is from RefSeq and is a predicted model, not a curated record. Lineage: Eukaryota; Fungi; Ascomycota; Dothideomycetes; Mycosphaerellales; Mycosphaerellaceae.
AUGCUUUCCCAGCUAGGCUCCGUUAAGGUUCUAACCAAAGAACGUGCAGGACAGAAGCCGCGAGUGCUGAUUUGUGAUGGGUUUGGGACGCAUGAAACUCUCGAAGUCCUGGAGUUCUGUUUUGCGAACAAUAUCACGCUGUGUCGCCUCCCUUCUCAUACUUCCCAUAAGCUGCAGCCCUGUGACAUCUCCGUGUUCGGUCCGCUCAAAGCAGCCUAUCGAGAUCAAGUCGAACGUCUGGAACGUGGAGGCGUGGGGACGAUCGGAAAGGAGCACUUUACGUAUCUGUACAACCCUGCGCGUGAGCGUGCCUUCACGUCGCGGAAUAUACGAUCGGGCUGGGCCAAAGCAGGCCUGUUCCCGUUCGAUCCGGCCAAAGUAGUGAAAGACUUACCUCAGGCGAAUAUCAGACCAGCAGGACUGGCGCCUGGCGCGGUACAGCAAGAUCCGGUUUCCCACGGCCCGACGCCGCACACUCCGGUAACACCCAAGACUCCCGUGACUCCCGUAUCGGCGGAAGGGGUUCACGCCCUGCACAAUCUGAUGAAGCACGAUACCGACACGCUCGACGUGACGCGUCGGCAGCUUUUCCAGAAACACCUCGUGAAGCUCACUAAUGCAACACAUCUGUCGUUCGCCGAACGCGCCCUUCUUCGAGAACAGAAUCAAUUUUUGGCGAAGAUUAAUAAUGAAGCGAAAGCCCGUCGAUCGACCAAGACCGAGAUUAUCGGAACGGCAAGAGUGAUAAGCUACGAAGACUUGGCACGAGCACGAAUGGAUCGUGCCCUGAAAGAGGCUAAGAAGGAGGCAAAGAAAGCCGAAAAAGAGGCCAAGAAAGCUAGCAGCGCUAGGUCCAGGCUAAAGCCGCUUGCACCUAAUAGCGAAACCCAAGAUAUCCGUAAUACAGAAGCGUUGCGGGUCGGCAUUGAGGCUCAAGAGGGUCGAUUCAUGCCGGGGCCAUAUAGGGCUCCUAUGGCGCGGAUGUAG